This is a messenger RNA of Knipowitschia caucasica, 4701 nucleotides long. NCBI's taxonomy places the organism in Eukaryota, Metazoa, Chordata, Actinopteri, Gobiiformes, Gobiidae. The record is from the annotation of a GenBank genome assembly.
AUGAGCAACGUCCUCAGUGAGUUUUCCACAGACUCCUCUCACAGACAGACUCACUCCUGUCACAGACUCACUCCUCUCACAGACUCCUCUCACAGACUCACUCCUGUCACAGACUCCUCUCACAGACUCACUCCUGUCACAGACUCACUCCUCUCACAGACUCACUCCUCUCACAGACUCUCACAGACUCACUCCUCUCACAGACUCACUCCUGUCACAGACUCCUCUCACAGACUCCUCUCACAGACUCACUCCUCUCACAGACUCCUCUCACAGCUCACUCCUCUCACAGACUCCUCUCACAGACUCACUCCUCUCACAGACUCCUCUCACAGACUCUCUCCUCUCACAGACUCCUCUCACAGACUCACUCCUCUCACAGACUCCUCUCACAGACUCUCUCCUCUCACAGACUCACUCCUCUCACAGACUCACUCCUCUCACAGACUCACUCCUCUCACAGACUCACUCCUCUCACAGACUCACUCCUCUCACAGACUCACUCCUCUCACAGACUCACUCCUGUCACAGACUCACUCCUCUCACAGACUCACUCCUCUCACAGACUCCUCUCACAGACUCACUCCUCUCACAGACUCCUCUCACAGACUCACUCCUGUCACAGACUCCUCUCACAGACUCCUCUCACAGACUCACUCCUCUCACAGACUCCUGUCACAGACUCCUCUCACAGACUCACUCCUCUCACAGACUCCUCUCACAGACUCACUCCUGUCACAGACUCACUCCUCUCACAGACUCCUGUCACAGACUCCUCUCACAGACUCACUCCUCUCACAGACUCACUCCUCUCACAGACUCCUCUCACAGACUGACUCCUCUCACAGACUCACUCCUCUCACAGACUCCUCUCACAGACUCACUCCUCUCACAGACUCCUCUCACAGACUCCUCUCACAGACUCACUCCUGUCACAGACUCACUCCUCUCACAGACUCCUCUCACAGACUCCUCUCACAGACUCACUCCUCUCACAGACUCACUCCUGUCACAGACUCCUCUCACAGACUCACUCCUCUCACAGACUCCUCUCACAGACUCACUCCUGUCACAGACUCCUCUCACAGACUCACUCCUCUCACAGACUCCUCUCACAGACUCCUCUCACAGACUCCUCUCACAGACUCCUCUCACAGACUCCUCUCACAGACUCCUCUCACAGACUCCUCUCACAGACUCCUCUCACAGACUCCUCUCACACCCUCACAGACUCCUCUCACAGACUCACUCCUCUCACAGACUCCUCUCACAGACUCACUCCUCUCACAGACUCACUCCUCUCACAGACUCACUCCUCUCACAGACUCCUCUCACAGACUCACUCCUGUCACAGACUCCUCUCACAGACUCCUCUCACAGACUCCUCUCACAGACUCACUCCUCUCACAGACUCUCCUCACAGACUCCUCUCACAGACUCCUCUCACAGACUCCUCUCACAGACUCCUCUCACAGACUCCUCUCACAGACUCACUCCUCUCACAGACUCACUCCUCUCACAGACUCACUCCUCUCACAGACUCACUCCUCUCACAGACUCACUCCUCUCACAGACUCACUCCUGUCACAGACUCCUCUCACAGACUCACUCCUCUCACAGACUCACUCCUGUCACAGACUCACUCCUGUCACAGACUCCUCUCACAGACUCCUCUCACAGACUCACUCCUGUCACAGACUCACUCCUCUCACAGACUCACUCCUCUCACAGACUCCUCUCACAGACUCCUCUCACAGACUCACUCCUGUCACAGACUCACUCCUCUCACAGACUGACUCCUCUCACAGACUGACUCCUCUCACAGACUCACUCCUCUCACAGACUCCUCUCACAGACUCACUCCUGUCACAGACUCACUCCUCUCACAGACUCCUCUCACAGACUCCUCUCACAGACUCCUCUCACAGACUCCUCUCACAGACUCCUCUCACAGACUCACUCCUCUCACAGACUCACUCCUCUCACAGACUCACUGCUGUCACAGACUCCUCUCACAGACUCACUCCUACUCACUCCUCUCACAGACUCCUCUCACAGACUCACUCCUCUCACAGACUCCUCUCACAGACUCACUCCUCUCACAGACUCACUCCUCUCACAGACUCCUCUCACAGACUCACUCCUCUCACAGACUCACUCCUCUCACAGACUCCUCUCACAGACUCACUCCUCUCACAGACUCCUCUCACAGACUCACUCCUGUCACAGACUCACUCCUCUCACAGACUGACUCCUCUCACAGACUCACUCCUCUCACAGACUCCUCUCACAGACUCACUCCUGUCACAGACUCACUCCUCUCACAGACUCCUCUCACAGACUCACUCCUCUCACAGACUCACUCCUCUCACAGACUCACUCCUCUCACAGACUCCUCUCACAGACUCCUCUCACAGACUCCUCUCACAGACUCACUCCUCUCACAGACUCCUCUCACAGACUCCUCUCACAGACUCACUCCUCUCACAGACUCCUCUCACAGACUCCUCUCACAGACUCACUCCUCUCACAGACUCCUCUCACAGACUCACUCCUGUCACAGACUCCUCUCACAGACUCCUCUCACAGACUCCUCUCACAGACUCCUCUCACAGACUCCUCUCACAGACUCACUCCUCUCACAGACUCCUCUCACAGACUCACUCCUGUCACAGACUCACUCCUCUCACAGACUCACUCCUCUCACAGACUCCUCUCACAGACUCACUCCUCUCACAGACUCACUCCUCUCACAGACUCACUCCUCUCACAGACUCCUCUCACAGACUCCUCUCACAGACUCCUCUCUCACAGACUCACUCCUCUCACAGACUCCUCUCACAGACUCCUCUCACAGACUCCUCUCACAGACUCACUCCUCUCACAGACUCCUCUCACAGACUCCUCUCACAGACUCCUCUCACAGACUCACUCCUCUCACAGACUCCUCUCACAGACUCACUCCUCUCACAGACUCACUCCUCUCACAGACUCACUCCUGUCACAGACUCACUCCUCUCACAGACUCCUCUCACAGACUCACUCCUCUCACAGACUCACUCCUCUCACAGACUCCUCUCACAGACUCACUCCUCUCACAGACUCCUCUCACAGACUCCUCUCACAGACUCACUCCUCUCACAGACUCACUCCUGUCACAGACUCACUCCUCUCACAGACUCCUCUCACAGACUCACUCCUCUCACAGACUCCUCUCACAGACUCACUCCUCUCACAGACUCCUCUCACAGACUCACUCCUGUCACAGACUCCUCUCACAGACUCACUCCUCUCACAGACUCACUCCUCUCACAGACUCACUCCUCUCACAGACUCCUCUCACAGACUCACUCCUCUCACAGACUCUCUCCUCUCACAGACUCACUCCUCUCACAGACUCCUCUCACAGACUCCUCUCACAGACUCACUCCUCUCACAGACUCCUCUCACAGACUCACUCCUGUCACAGACUCCUCUCACAGACUCCUCUCACAGACUCCUCUCACAGACUCCUCUCACAGACUCCUCUCACAGACUCACUCCUCUCACAGACUCCUCUCACAGACUCACUCCUCUCACAGACUCACUCCUGUCACAGACUCACUCCUCUCACAGACUCACUCCUCUCACAGACUCCUCUCACAGACUCACUCCUCUCACAGACUCACUCCUCUCACAGACUCACUCCUCUCACAGACUCCUCUCACAGACUCCUCUCACAGACUCACUCCUCUCACAGACUCCUCUCACAGACUCCUCUCACAGACUCCUCUCACAGACUCACUCCUCUCACAGACUCCUCUCACAGACUCCUCUCACAGACUCCUCUCACAGACUCACUCCUCUCACAGACUCCUCUCACAGACUCACUCCUCUCACAGACUCACUCCUCUCACAGACUCACUCCUGUCACAGACUCACUCCUCUCACAGACUCCUCUCACAGACUCACUCCUCUCACAGACUCACUCCUCUCACAGACUCCUCUCACAGACUCCUCUCACAGACUCCUCUCACAGACUCACUCCUCUCACAGACUCACUCCUGUCACAGACUCACUCCUCUCACAGACUCCUCUCACAGACUCACUCCUCUCACAGACUCACUCCUCUCACAGACUCCUCUCACAGACUCACUCCUCUCACAGACUCCUCUCACAGACUCACUCCUGUCACAGACUCCUCUCACAGACUCACUCCUCUCACAGACUCACUCCUCUCACAGACUCACUCCUCUCACAGACUCCUCUCACAGACUCACUCCUCUCACAGACUCACUCCUCUCACAGACUCACUCCUCUCACAGACUCCUCUCACAGACUCCUCUCACAGACUCCUCUCACAGACUCCUCUCACAGACUCACUCCUCUCACAGACUCACUCCUCUCACAGACUCCUCUCACAGACUCACUCCUCUCACAGACUCCUCUCACAGACUCCUCUCACAGACUCACUCCUCUCACAGACUCUCUCCUCUCACAGACUCCUCUCACAGACUCACUCCUCUCACAGACUCACUCCUCUCACAGACUCACUCCUCUCACAGACUCCUCUCACAGACUCACUCCUCUCACAGACUCCUCUCACAGACUCACUCCUGUCACAGACUCACUCCUGUCACAGAAACACAAACAGACUUAAGUGUUGUUCUGACUCGUGGUUGGUGUAAUCUAUGGACUCUUCUCAGACUCACUUGGAGCUGA